AUGGCCGACGCCGAACCAGAUUUCUCCUCCUUGCCACUUCAGGACCGAUUCGCUCACAAGAAUUGGAAAGUCCGCAAGGAAGGUUACGAAGACGCCAAAGCGCAAUUCGAGAAAACACCCGAUGAAUCAGCCCCCGUUUUUACGCCGUUCCUACAAGACCCCAGUUUAUGGAAAGGGGCUGUCGCCGAUUCCAACGUUGCGGCGCAGAUCGAGGGACUGGCGGCGUACUGCGCAUUCUUGAAAUAUGGAGGUCCACAAGCAUGUGCACGGACUCGGCAGUACACCGUCGGCCCCAUCGCGGAGAAGGGUCUCCCCUGUACCAGACCAGCUGGUAAAGCUAGCGCCCAGGAGGCACUCUUACUAUGCGUCGAAAUGGACAAAGCCGAUCCCGUCCUCGAAGAGCUUCUACCUACGCUAUCGCACAAAGUUCCUAAAGUCAUCGCCGGCGCUCUCGGAGCUUUGACCGCCAUCUACCAUAACUUUGGAUGCAAGAUCGUGGACCCGAAGCCGACACUCAAGGUGCUGCCGAAAGUGUUCGGUCACGCUGACAAGAAUGUCCGAGCCGAGGCGCAGAACUUGACUGUGGAGUUGUAUCGGUGGCUCCGUGAGGCCAUUAAGCCUCUUUUCUGGGCCGAUCUGAAGCCGGUGCAGCAGAGUGAUUUGGAGAAGCUGUUUGAGAACGUCAAACAAGAGCCUCCGGCGAAGCAAGAACGAUACACUCAUGCCCAGCAAGAUGCUAUGGCUGCGGCGAGCGCGGCCCCGGGAGGCGGGGAUGGACUCGACGAAGAAGCAGGUGAAGAGUAUGCCGAAGAGGAGGAGGCGGAGGUCGAUGUUUUUGAUCUCGCAGAACCCAUUGAUGUUUUCCCCAAAAUUCCCAAGGAUCUCCACGAUCAACUCGGCUCAUCAAAAUGGAAGGAUCGAAAAGAAGCCUUAGAUGCUCUUUACAAUGCGAUUAAUGUGCCCCGGAUCAAGGACGGCCCCUAUGAUGAAAUCGUGAGAGCGUUGGCAAAAUGCAUGAAGGAUGCCAACGUUGCCGUCGUGACUGUGGCGGCCAAUUGUGUUGACGUGUUGGCGAGGGGCUUGCGCGACGCCUUUGUGAAACAUCGAGCUACCAUCAUGGUACCCAUGCUAGAACGUCUGAAGGAGAAGAAGCAAACCGUGGCAGAUGCUUUAGGUCAAGCAUUGGAUGCCGUGUUCUCCGCAACAAGUCUCUCCGACUGCUUGGAAGAUAUCAUGGAAUAUCUCAAGCACAAAAACCCGCAAAUCAAGCAGGAGACUGUCAAGUUCUUGGUUCGAUGUCUUCGCAACACUCGAGUUGUUCCAGCCAAGCCGGAGGUCAAGUCAAUCGCCGAUGCAGGUACAAAGUUGUUGACCGAGUCAACCGAAGCCAUGCGAUCUGGUGGUGCUGAGACAUUGGGUACCCUUAUGAAGAUCUUAGGCGAACGGUCCAUGAACCCCUACCUUGAUGGCUUGGACGAUAUUCGAAAGACCAAGGUCAGGGAAUUUUUCGAAACUGCAGAGGUUAAGGCCAAGGAACGACCUAAGCCGAUUGCACCUCCCCCGAAGGCUGCACCUCCUGCUGCCAGAAAAACCGUUCCAGGUAAAAAACCAGCCAUGGGACUUAAGAAACCAGCUCCUGCCGCGUCCCCAGCUGAGGAGCCUCCUGCGAAGCCAGUCUCAAGGGGAAUUCCUUCAAAGCUGGGUGGUGUUCCAAAGGCUGGCAGUGGUCUUGCUCCUCCAGGAGGUGGUCUGAAGCUCCAGCGCAAGCUCGGUGGUCCAGGUGGUAUUGCUUCGCCGCGACGAGCUGCCCCUCCGCCUGUUGAAGAUGAUGUUCCCCCUCCUGCCGCCCCCAAGUUCGGUCUCGGUCGUGGUCUUGCUGGCCGACCGAUUGCGAAGCCAGCUGCUGCUGAGGCUGCUCCGGCUCCACCUCCCGUCCCUGCGGGAAUGACCGCUGCCGAGCGAGCAGAAAUGGAAGAGCUGCGGAUGGAGAAGGAGAAAUUUGCGCGCAUUAUCGAAGAGAUGAAGUCAGAUCGAUCUAAGCUCAACUCUCAAAUCACCGAGCUCCAGAACCAGAAUGCGCAGUUGAUUGAGGAUCAUACAAGAGAUGUGUUAAGCAUCAAGGCGAAGGAGACCCAGCUAGUUCGGGCACGAAGUGAUGCCGAGGCUGCUGAGGCGAACGUCCAAAAACAACAGAGAGAGAUUGAGCGGUUGAAACGUGAGUUGGCCAGAGCCCUCCGUGCAUCUGCUCUGAGCCCGACCAAUGCUGGCUCCGAUACUGGCAGCAUGGGCAUGGCCGAUGCCAACUCAGUGUACCAAGAAGCUGCUAGCAAUGGACACAAUGCUGCAACCCGAUCAGGCCUUCACAUGGGAUCUCGCUUUGAGAGCUCACGGCCGCGAAGCUAUGCCUCCGCCAAUCACAGUGAAGAUGGAGAGAACGGAGUUCUUGAUUCACCAGGCUUCAGCAGCCGAGAGAGUGGUUUAGGGCGACGUAGGCUAAGCCCGACUUACGGCCUUUCGGGUAUUGGCAGCCCUACUCGAUCAUCUCGCGUAUCGGCCGCUGCUACGGACGACGAGGCACAACCGCGGUCUGCAGAGCCUGCUGAGAACUGGAAGCGGGCUGCUGAAGUCACCAGCCAAUUGAAGGCACGAAUUGAACAAAUGAAGGCAAGGCAAGGACUUUCACGACCCCCUGGGACUCAACGUUAA
This is a messenger RNA of Penicillium maclennaniae, 2706 nucleotides long. RefSeq names its product putative spindle pole body component. The record is from RefSeq and is a predicted model, not a curated record. Lineage: Eukaryota; Fungi; Ascomycota; Eurotiomycetes; Eurotiales; Aspergillaceae. The transcript is spliced from 4 exons. Gene Ontology annotation, biological process: microtubule polymerization; mitotic spindle organization; establishment or maintenance of microtubule cytoskeleton polarity. Gene Ontology annotation, molecular function: microtubule plus-end binding; microtubule plus end polymerase activity. The coding region runs from base 1 to 2706 and encodes 901 amino acids. Gene Ontology annotation, cellular component: centrosome; microtubule plus-end; spindle pole body.